CCUCUAUUUCUGUCUCUGCUCUCCAUCUUUAUUUUCCUCUCCCCCUCCUCUGUCUCUUCAGUUGUCCAUGGAGGACACUACUUCAAUUCUGCCUCGUCUCAAGAGGAAGUCCACCAACACCUACGGGAUCGGUGCUCUGGCUAAGUCCUCUCUGACAGGUGUGUCAGGCGUGAGUCGCUCCAUGAAGGACAAAGUGACCAAGCCCACCGCCAUGGCUCAGGGUCGCGUCGCUCACAUGAUCGAGUGGCAGAGCUGGGGCAAACCGUCCGCGGGGCCGCUGGGAGGCACGGGACACAGCAACCUGCAGAGGGAGAAGGCGAGGAGGUUGGAGAACGACGCGUACAGCGACCUUAGCGACGGCGAGAAGGAGGCUCGCUUUGCUGCAGGCAUCAUGCAGCAGUUUGCCAUCUCCGAGGCGACUCUGUUUGGCUGGAACUCCAUGGACGGGGAGAGUAUGGAAGCCGGCUCCAACCAGGGCAGCGUUGCUCACCUCAGCGAGGUCAACCAGGAGAGCAUCACCAGCAGAGACCAGGUGCUCCACCACUCCUCUGCGGAUGUCUGGCCUCACACCUACGUCUCACAGGGCCUGUAUUGCCUGUCGUCCUCAGAUGCCUGGGACCCGAUCACCAGCCAGCCUUCGGGCGUGGCCUCACCCGCUGCAGGCUCGUACAUUAUGGCUGCUGGUGGCAGCAACGGAGUAGGUGGAACACCCAGCGAUGGUUUCGAGGGCACGGUAGGGAGUUUCAUUCAGCAGCACCAGGCUCAACUCGCCCUGCAGCAGCACAGUCAGCUCCAACACCUCCAACAGCUCCACCACUACCAGCAGCAGAUCCUGCAGUACCAACAACAACAGUCAAUGGAGCACAGGCUACACAGUGGCUCCCCUUCUCUCCAGGCCACGCCCAACAGCACCAUCCACAGCCUCUGUCCCCCCACCCACCCUCGCCUCGCCGACCUGUGGGGAGCUGCGCAGAUUGAGCCGCACCAGGUGGAGAUCGCCGGGCAGCUGAGUGGACUGAUGGCUGAAAUGGUCGGAGGACUGGUGGAGACGGUCGGGGAGGAGCCCGAGACAGAGUCUGAAGACUUCCCAGAGCAGCACGAAGAGGACGAGGAGGAGCUGACGAAGGUAGAAGAGGUAACAUUAACCUUAGAGCCGGAGCCGUGCUCUUUGACCCCGUCCCCGCUGAGGGAGGAGGCCCCCUCGACGAGAGGUUCAAGCCCAGGACUGUCAGCACAGAGCGUCGAAUUCACAAAGGAGAGGACACCAUUCGACGUCACGCCCUGUGUCGUCCAAUCACUGGAGGAGAAGGACGAAGAGGCGGAGGAGGGCUCUGUCGUUGUUGUUGCGACCAACUGAAUGGUCACAAACUGACAGACAGGAAAUAAAUACUCCAAUAAUCAAUCAAUCAAGAUAUUAUCCCAACCCCUUCCCAACUAUUUACCCACUUUGAGUCAGAGGAUCUGGGAGAAGACUUUUUUCAGAUGGAGACGUUGGAUGUACACAGACUUGAUGCCAAGACGCCGCAAAGGUUAACACGGGAAAUGUGGAAUAUAACAAUAUGAGACGACGAACCAAUAAACUCCGUGGCAGGUGACGAACUUAAAUUCAGUGACUGCCGUGAGGAGGAGAUCGAUUCUCGGUUCAAAAGCCGAACAGGCGGAUGUGAAAUCCUCAAAAAAGACAACGUAGGACAAGACGAAGAAAGGGCCUAGUUUAAAAAUAAUUCAGUGCAAUACAACCAACAUGGACACGACCAGACGUUGGGUCAAACAGUAUUUGCAAAUAAGUCGGAGUGCAUCAGAAGUGUGUGCGUGUGUGAUGUGAGAAAACCCUGCAGCAGAAUAAAAUAAACCUGGUCAGGGAGUCGUCUGAUGUUCUAUAUGUGUUUUGUUUUGACUGACAGCUUGUCUGAGCUGCUGUGAUGCUGUGAACCCGGUCGAAUGUGGUACUCGGAGCGUGUGGCGUGCACUCCGGGUCAUUUGCAAACGCGUGAUCUGGACACAACCAAAAGGAAAGUGCAUGCAUUUUAACAGUGACCUAGCCCUACCAGUGUAACACAGUAUACAAAGUAAUAACAUAUCAAAUCGCUUUUUAUAAUAAAAGACAAAAAAUCCAAUAAACUGACAUGUAUUUGUAUGAAUGUAAGACUGUAUGUAUGUAAUGUAUGUAUGUUUGUAUGAGUGUAGCUUUGUCUGUGUGUAAAAUAUAUAUAUAUAUAUAUUCUGGGAAACAUUCUU
Messenger RNA from Paralichthys olivaceus (Japanese flounder), 2238 nucleotides. The record is from RefSeq and is a predicted model, not a curated record. Lineage: Eukaryota; Metazoa; Chordata; Actinopteri; Pleuronectiformes; Paralichthyidae.